This is a messenger RNA of Rotaria sordida, 2757 nucleotides long. The record is from the annotation of a GenBank genome assembly. Lineage: Eukaryota; Metazoa; Rotifera; Eurotatoria; Philodinida; Philodinidae.
AUGGAACAAACAAAUCUCGAUAAAUCAUCUGGUUCAACAUUAUUAACAACUAAUAUUAAUAUUAAUAAUUUUCAAGGUGAACAGGUUUUAAAUGAUCGAUUUCAUUUAUCUGUUAAUGAUAAUAAAAUUUCAGAUCAAGGAGUAGUUAUUAUCGAUGAAAUUGAAACAGAAAUUAUAGUGGAUUCAUCUAAUGAAAAUAGAAUACAUAUAUCAACAAAUUUGGCCAUGGAUCAUGAUUAUGAUAUGGCAAUAGUAGAUGCAACAACAGUAACAACCGAUCCAUCAAAUAAAUCAUCGAAGAAAACAAUUCCUCGUUAUUUACCUGCAUGGGAAAAACAACUAGAAUCUUUUUAUAAAACAUAUACAUUUGAUAUAUUUGGUAUUAGACACGAGAAACUCGUUUGCUGGUUGUACAACAAAAAAGAUAAAAAUGGAAAUGAUAGUCUUGGAUGUAAACUUUGUCAAAAAUAUCAAAAAACAUUGAACUCAAAUGGAAAAAUUAAUUUAUGGUGUACAACAGGUUAUAAAAUAAUGAAAUUAUCAAAAAUAAAAGAACAUAAAGAUAAUGAAGUUCAUAAACAAGCACAAGAACUUGAAUUACAAACAGCAUCUCAUUCUCAACCUACUUGGACAACAACUCAAAUAAAAGAAAGAAAUAAACAUGAAGCUGCAAUACAAAAUUUAAUUCUUUCUGCUGUUUAUGUCUGUCAACAGGAUCAAUCUCUCAACUCAUUUGAGAAAUUAUGUACUUUGAUUGAAGCUCUUGGUGUUAAAUUAUUACCAGCGGAAAUAGGUAGCGUAUCAUAUCGUAAUGACAACGCGGCUCUCGAUUUUUUACGUCAUAUUGCUUCGUAUUUACAUGAAGAAAUUCUUGAAAAGAUAAAAAAUAGUCCAUCUAUAGGUUGGAUGCUUGAUGAAAGUACAUCUCGUACCGUAGAAAAAAGUCUGAUAAUCUAUGUCAGAUAUUUGGAAAAUGAUGAAGCCAAAACAAGUUUUUAUGGUAUAUUAGCUUUAGAUGGUGAUGGCUCGGCUGAUAAUAUAGUCAAAUGUAUUGAAUCAUUAUGGAGAGCAGAUGAUUUAAAUCCUGAAAAAACGUGUUGGUUUGCAACUGAUAAUGCUGCUACAUUUACAGGUACUGUACCUUUGUUUCUUUUUGAAUUGUCAAAUAUAAGUGUUGUAGGGAUAAACAAUGGUGUUAUUGCUAAAUUAAAACGUAAUUUUGGUAUAGAAUUUGUUGAAUUAAAUACAUGUGUAGCACAUACAUUUGCAUUGGUUGGAAAUCAAGCUGGAUUUAUCAAAUACGAUAAUGAAGAAAAAUCUAGAAAACGCGAAUUAAUUUCCAAACUGGAAGGUAUAAUAGGAAAAAUUUACCAGUAUUUUGGUUCAAGUGCAACUCGAACCUUCAAGCUAAAAUGUUGGCAAAAUUUGUUGGAAAUUCCCGAAUUGAAAUUUAAACGAUUGUUCCAAAUUCGAUGGACGGCUAUUCGAGAUUCAAUAAAACCAAUUAUGUUAAAUAUUACACCAGAAAAUCAAGCAUUAUUAGCAACACUUCAAGAAUCCAAAUUUGAUAAAAGUUUAACCAAUAAUGAUCGUCAAGCAGCAGCUGAUCUUUUAACAUCAAUAUUAGAUGAUGAAUUUUUAUUUAUGAUACACUUUCAUUAUGAUUUACACGAAUGUGUAUUAGAAUCACAACCUGUUCUUGGUCCAUCAUUAACCGAAUACGUCAACCACAUGAAGAAGAACAAUUCUUAUGGUGCUUUUUCAAUUGCUGCAAUUGAUCGUUUAAAAAUGUAUAGUGAAUGUUUUACUCAUAUUAGUCAAUUAUUAUUAGAAAUAGAUCAGAGAUUUAAACCGUCAAAAGUUCAACAAUCAUUUGUUGUUUUAUUCGAACCUGAUUAUCUGAUUCAAAACAAAGAUCAAGUUUCUAAAUCUAAUUAUGGCCGCCAAGAACUCGAAUAUCUUUUGUACAAAUAUAAAAAUCUUACUGGUUUCAAUAUAUCUCAAUGUCGAAAUGAAUGGGAAAUUAUAAAAAUAUCAUUAAGUGAAUUUGUAUCAAAUAAUCAACAGCAAAAUUCGAGAAGAAAAUUUUGGAAAUCGUUUAUAAUAUGGAAAGAAGCUAUUGAUGACUCCUUUCGUGAACGGCACAAAAAUCUUUUAAUACUAUUGUCUAUUUAUUUAAUAUCACCAAUUAAUUCCUGUGAAUGUGAACGUGGAUAUUCAGUCUCUAAUCGUAUUCAAACAAAUGGUCGUUCAAGAAUAAUGAUCAAUACUCUUGAUGUGUUAAUGAAUGUAAGAUUACUCUUUCCACAUGAUUUACGAAGUGAUCAAUGUCGGAAUAUUAUUGAACGAGCUUAUAAAUCAUGGAAUGGACGAGAUGAAAAUCGUCGAAUUAAUCGCGCAAAAUUAAUUGUUGAUGUACCUGAUGAUUAUAUUGCAGCAAAACAAGCACGUUCUACUGGUAAACAAAAACGGCACCUUACAACAACUGAUGAUUGUCCAAUUAAAUCGAAAAAACAAAAAACUAAAGCUAUUAAAUGCGCCAAUGGUUGUGGUAAAUGUAUUGCUGAUAAUGAUCUAACAGAAAUACAUGCAAUUCAAUGUUGUCAUCAAACCGAGUAUUAUGAUUGGGUUGAAGAUAACUGUUCUCGAUGGUUAUGUAAUACUUGUCGUAUUAAAUUAGGAAUUUCAACUGAAUCAACUACAUGGUUUUGCGAAGAUUGCAUCGACAUGCAUGAAGAAGAAGAAGAACAAUGGUAA